AUGACUCCUGCUCUCCAGCGAUCCGUCUCCAACGCUUCUGGGCUGGGUGGUGACGACGACGACAGCACCAGCGACCAAGAUGAUAAUCCCCGGCUGAUAGUGACCUCGCCGCCAUCCCCAACCAGCCGGCGUGAACAAACUACUCGUUUUGCGGAGUUGGAUAUCCGCAGCCGUCUCCCCCGUCGUCCCACAACAACAGACAUGGACGAGAGAACAGGUCUCUUGGGCGCUGCGGACGACUCAAACCGCACUUACACCACCAUCCCCAAUUCUGCCUCUAGCACCCGCCCGCCCCCUUUCCACAGACAUCCCAGCACCGCUGGCAGUGUUCGGAUACCCAGGAACCACAGCCGCGCAAACUCCCAGGCUGUCAAGUUCGGUGGACGCGACUGGUCGCACACAGAUACGGGGGACUACUCCUCGAAGAAUUCCCUGGGCGCCUCGUUUUUGGAUGACAGGGUGUGGUACGACCAGUUUACAUCCACCGACUGGGUGCAUGAUAGCAUCGCAGAUGGCAUCCGGCUCAGACAGCUGCGGAGCCGCAGGGAUAUUCGCGGGCGGCUGCUGGCUUGGGCUGACGGAGCGCAAGGCUGGAUUUUGGUUGCGGUCAUUGGAUGCCUAACGGCCUGCGUCGCGUAUUUCGUCGACGUUACGGAGAAUGCCAUGUUUGACGUCAAAGAAGGGUUCUGUACGGAGAACUGGUUCUUCAGCAGACGACGCUGCUGCUUGCCUGAGGAGCAGGAGUGUGAUGCGUGGUUGUCCUGGGCGGAGAUUUUAGAGUCGUCCCCCAUCGACCGGAAAUGGAUCGACUUUGUUGCUUUUGUCUUUUGGGCUGUUGUUCUUGCAGCGUGCUCGUGUGUACUUACGCUUCUUACGAAAACAGUCGUGCCGUCAUCGGUCUCACUAUCUACAUUGGAUGAGGAUCUAGGAGCUGAGAUAGAGUCGCCCGGCGAUUCACCGAUACGCGAUCGGAAAACAAGCUCCUCUAGCCAGUCGCCACAGAGAGGGAUAGUUGCUGCUCCCCCUAUGGUUUACUACUCUGCUGCUGGAAGUGGUGUUGCAGAGGUGAAGGUCAUCCUCAGUGGGUUUGUCCUUCAUGGAUAUCUGGGCUUCAAAACACUGGUCAUAAAGACGUUGGCUCUUGUGUUGGCUGUCGCCUCGGGACUAAGUGUUGGAAAAGAGGGCCCCUACGUCCAUAUUGCCUCUUGCAUUGGAAACAUAUCCUGUCGAAUAUUCUCGAAGUAUCACCACAACGAUGGUAAACGGCGUGAGGUGUUGAGUGCUAGUGCUGCUAGCGGUGUUGGUGUUGCAUUUGGUGCCCCUAUUGGAGGCGUCUUGUUCGGUCUGGAAGAAGUCAGCUAUUAUUUCCCUCCCAAAACACUCUUUCGAACAUUCUUCUGUUGCAUUGCUGCCGCCCUCUCUUUAAAAUUCCUGAACCCGUAUGGCACCGGAAAAAUUGUGUUGUUCGAGGUUCGAUAUGUCUCAGACUGGAAAGUUUUCGAGCUUCUGAUAUUUAUGCUCCUCGGGGUCCUUGGAGGUGCUUCGGGUGCCUUGUUUAUCAAAGCCUCGAAACUGUGGGCACAGUCGUUCCGCCGCAUUCCCGUUAUCAAACGCUGGCCGCUGCUGGAAGUCGUCUUAGUUUCAUUAAUCACGGGCUUAGUUAGCUUUUGGAAUCGCUAUACGAAGCUGCCCGUUUCAGAACUUCUUUUCGAGCUUGCCAGUCCGUGUGAUCCGGACACCGAAUCGAGAACGGGGACUCUGCCCCACGGGCGACAAGAUCCCCGAGUGCCUGCCGGCAUCUACGUUCCGUCUAUGGUUGUCGGUGGCUUACUAGGCAGGAUCGUCGGCCACAUUGCCCAGUAUUUCGUUGUACAUUUCCCAGACUCUUUUCUUUUUGGCAGCUGCUCCAGCUCGCGGGAUGCUCUGUCGUGCAUAAACCCGGGAGUUUACGCUCUUAUCGCUGCUGGCUCUACGAUGUGCGGUGUUACGCGACUUUCUGUGACGCUGGUUAUCAUCCUGUUUGAAUUAACGGGUAGCCUCGACCAUGUGCUUCCCUUUUCCCUAGCAAUCCUCUGCGCCAAAUGGACUGCGGAUGCAAUGGAACCGCUGAGCAUCUAUGACCUCCUCACGGACAUGAACUCCUACCCCUACCUCGACAACAAACUCCACCCAACCUCCGACAUCGAACUCAGCGAACUCGUCCCCCGCGUCCGCAAGAACCGUAUCAUAGACAUCUCCAACUCCCCGCUCGUCCCCGCCACGGAGCUGCGCCAAAAACUCGACGUGCUCCUCCUAGCCGGCGAACUGGACGGCGGCCUGCCGAUCCUGCGCAAGAAUAUCCUGGUCGGGCUGAUCCCUGCGCCCGAGCUUGAGUAUGCGCUUGAUAGGCUCGAGGACGAGGAGGAGGCGAUGUGUUUGAUGUGUAUUGAUAGUUCGUAUGAGGGUUGGAGUGCGGAGGGGGAUCGGGAUCGAGAGAGGGUCGAUUCAACGGGGCGGAUGGCGGAUUUUACACCGUUUAUUGAUCCGGCUCCCGUGGCCCUCGAUAUACACUCACCCAUAAGCCUCGUCUAUCAAUGCUUCGUCAAACUCGGCCUGCGGUACAUGUGUGUCCUGCGCGAUGGGCAGUAUGCGGGGCUGGUGCAUAAGAAGUCAUUUGUCAAGUUUAUGAAGGAGCAGGGGAAGGGGACACAUAAGUGA
Messenger RNA from Blastomyces gilchristii SLH14081, 2697 nucleotides. RefSeq names its product chloride channel, other eukaryote. Gene Ontology annotation, biological process: transmembrane transport; chloride transport. The transcript has 6 exons. NCBI's taxonomy places the organism in Eukaryota, Fungi, Ascomycota, Eurotiomycetes, Onygenales, Ajellomycetaceae. Gene Ontology annotation, molecular function: voltage-gated chloride channel activity. Bases 1 to 2697 code for a protein of 898 amino acids. The record is from RefSeq and is a predicted model, not a curated record. Gene Ontology annotation, cellular component: early endosome; Golgi apparatus; membrane.